Punctularia strigosozonata HHB-11173 SS5 is the source of this 1728-nucleotide messenger RNA. RefSeq names its product MATE efflux family protein. The coding region runs from base 1 to 1728 and encodes 575 amino acids. Gene Ontology annotation, molecular function: xenobiotic transmembrane transporter activity; antiporter activity. Gene Ontology annotation, cellular component: membrane. The record is from RefSeq and is a predicted model, not a curated record. The transcript is spliced from 19 exons. Gene Ontology annotation, biological process: xenobiotic detoxification by transmembrane export across the plasma membrane. Lineage: Eukaryota; Fungi; Basidiomycota; Agaricomycetes; Corticiales; Punctulariaceae.
AUGUCCUCAACUUACGUCCACUACGGAACCCCCAGCUCUCUCCCCUCCGACUACGCCGUCCUCGCGCAAUAUGCGGCUGCCCGAUCGAAUGCCAACCAAGAGCCUGACGAAGAUAACGAUCAUGAUAAUGAAACUGGAGAAACGCAGACCCUUCUAGCGCAACAAUCGAGGCGUACCUCCUUUCCUGGAGGUUACCUAAGGCCUCCGAAGAUGAGUUUAGGCAGUGCUCCUGAAGGCAUCCUCCCAAACGCUGUCAACGAAACCAGCCCUCUCAUCCCGAGGAUCCCCGAGGAGGUCGAUGAAGCGGAGGUUAAUGUGUCGCAACCUGUUCCUGUGCAUGCGCUCGCAGAAGAGAUCAAAAUCCUCGCAAAAUAUACACUUCCAGUCUUUGGCACACAUGCCCUAGAGUACAGCCUGGUCAUCGCCAGUGUUGUGUCCAUUGGUCAUCUGUCUACCACAGCUCUCGCUGCCUCCACCCUGGGCAGCAUGACUGCCUCUGUUACCGGCCUUUCAAUCAUCCAGGGCUUCACAAGUACCCUCGACACCAUGCUCCCUGGUGCGUGGACAGGACGGCAACCAAACUUGGUUGGUCUUUGGAGUCAGCGCAUGGCUGUGGUUAUGGCAGCCACCUUGAUCCCUAUUUUGGUUAUCUGGUUCAAUGCGGAGUCUAUUUUGCUAGCUUUGAAGCAGGAUUCGGACGUGGCGCGCUUGGCCGCCCUCUACUUGAAAUACCUAUCGUUGGGACUACCCGCAUACGCAUUCAAUUGUAUUUCAAGGCGAUAUUUCCAAUCUCAAGGGUUGUUUGCCGUACCGACGCGCAUUAUCAUCGUGGUAGCGCCAAUCAAUGCGCUGCUUAACUGGCUUCUGGUUUGGGGCCCCAAGCCCGUUCGCCUGGGAUUCAUAGGCGCCCCAAUUGCGAGCGCGAUCUCGUUCAACCUGAUCUCUCUCGCCUCCAUCAUAUAUGGCGCCUUCUUCGUCCCUCACACGGCGUGGCAUCCCCUUUCCAUGCGAAUGUUCGCUAAUCUAGGCAUCUUGGUCCAGUUGGGCCUCGCCGGCGUAGGCCAGGUCGCGAGCGAGUGGUGGAGCUGGGAGCUUGUUGGGCGUGAGUUCCUUGGCCCAAGUGUCCUUGCCACGCAAAGCGUACUACUUGUUUCGGCUUCUUCGACGUAUCAGAUUCCCUUCUCGCUGAGCGUGGCGACUUCAGUCCGUAUCGGGAACCUCUUGGGAGAACAAAAUGGAAAGCGUGCGAGUGUGGUUGCGAAGGCUGCGCUCAUUCUAUCGCUCAUAUUUGGCGCAUUCAAUAGCGCGCUAUUCAUGGUAUUCAGGCGCAACUGGGGCCGCUUGUUCAAUGACGACCUGGAGGUGAUCACGAUGGUCGCGUCUAUCUUGCCCCUUGUGGCGCUCUUCCAGGUUUUCGAUGGUCUGAGUGCAGUCACCGCCGGCAUCCUCCGGGCACAAGGAAAGCAGUUCACUGGAGCGAUGCUCAACUUGAGUGCUUAUUACAUCAUCGGUAUACCGUUUGGCAUAUGGCUGUCAUUCCGCAAAGACAUGGGUCUUGAAGGUUUGUGGAUCGGGUUAACAGUAUCGUUAAUAUAUGCCUCUGUGUUCGGGGUUUGGCUCUGUCUGAGGACGGAUUGGGCGAAGGAGGUACAAAAGGUACAAAAGAGAGUCGAGGAGGACCACAAACAUGGACAAGAGCACGCGGCUGGUGUUCAUGCGCAUGUAUGA